This is a messenger RNA of Symbiodinium pilosum, 1696 nucleotides long. NCBI's taxonomy places the organism in Eukaryota, Dinophyceae, Suessiales, Symbiodiniaceae. The record is from the annotation of a GenBank genome assembly.
GAAGGAGGAAGAAGCUAGACCUGAAGAUGAUAUUGACCAUCGACCUGCUGGAGGGCCUCGUUUGACAUACCUGUGGUGCCAGGAUAAGGUAGGAGGACAAACCCUAUACCUGGGAGGGAACAUAGGUGUAGACGGCAAGCUCUACUUCAUUCCUGGGCAUGCAAAGCGCGUUAUGGUCUGUGAUCCUGCUACGGAUCGAGUCACAUGCACUGGUCCAAUCUUUCCUGGCAAGUUCAAAUGGCUAAGAGGGGUCAAUGUUGACAGUGGGAAGAUCUAUGGCCUUCCAUGUCAUGCUGACACCGUACUUUGCAUAGAUGUUCCGAGCGGGAAGAUCACCACCAUCCCCAUCCCAUAUGAUGAGGUUUACUCAGACCGACUACUGGCCAAGGAGCAGCGGGAGUGCAAGUGGAAGUACCACGGCGGGACGAUUUGCCCAACAGACAACUGCAUCUACUGCAUUCCGCAGUCAGCGCUGCAUGUUUUGAAGAUUGACCCUGUUUCCGAAACAUGUCAGCUGGUGGGACCAGAGCUUCCUGGAAAGUACAAAUGGUACGGCGGCGUGGUAGGCAAGCACGAUCAGGCCAUAUACGGCAUACCCCACAACUCUCCACACGUGCUGCGAAUCUCUCCGUCGGCGAUAACGGUUCAUGGGGACUAUGGAGAUGGUGGGCACAAGUGGCAUGGCGCGUCCCCCGCUCCCAAUGGUGACAUUGUUUCAGUUCCCGCGAAUGCGGACUCGGUCCUCAUUAUUCGGCCCGGGAUUGAACCAGAGAUGUUUGAGAUCGGGGAUGCGAAGUGUGUCAAAUCAGGUCGACAUCGCACGGAUCGCAAGUACAAGUUUCUGGGGGCCAUGACAGGUGCUGAUGGCAUGGUGUACUGCUUCCCAAGUGGAAGUGAGCGUGUUCUGCAGAUUGACACAGAGGCGCAAGAGGUGCGCGAAGUGGGCCCUAACCUUUUCGACAUGGAGCGCAUUUGCCAGAACAAGUGGCAGAAUGGCCUAACCCUCGGUGAGAAUGUCUACGCCAUCCCAUUGGCUGGUGAGAGCCUGCUCCGGGUGCUGGACAAGUGGGAGGGCGGGAUUGUCGCCCCGAAUGGGGUCAUCUACACUGAUGUUUUCUCCUACGAUGUGACCAAGCAUGACAUGGGCAAGGCGGUGAUUUCCCUCCUGCAGCAAUGCGACUCAGACGUAGUGGGAAGCUUUCGCAGUGGGGCACAGGAGAAGCUCGAGGACUUCUGCGUCCCUGCAGAAUCGACGUGGAGGUCCGUCAACGGCGGAAGAUGUGAAGAUGCACAAAGGUAUCUGUCCGAGCAGAUAGCACGGAACGACACGUUUCUAGCUGCUUUUGACCGGCUGGUCAGCGAAGUUGUCCUGCCCUACAUGAAGCAACGCCUCGUGGCUGCUGGAGUAGCAGAGAUGCAGGAGCCCAUGAAAUUCUACUACCAGCGUCCCCCGACACUGCGACUGCAGCCUGGGCCAGCCCGUUCUCACGUGAAGGCGCACAAUGACGCAACCUAUGGGCACCAGAGUGGCGAACUGAAUUUCUGGCUUCCGCUGACAGACCGGAAGCUGACGGAGGUCGAUUUGCACUGUGAGUCUGCUGCUGAAGAAGGCGAGGCUUCCAUCUACCAAAGGGUCCAUGGAGUAGGGUUUGGGGUUUCAUUUUUAGGGUUGAGUGUAGUAUUAUAUGAGCCAUAG